GGUCUUUCCGCAUGACAGUUUGAACAUCAGCUAUGGAUCUACGAACGAUAUUUUACGUGCUCUUGACUAUACCCUCUCUCUCGUUCGCCCUCGAACAACCGCAAGCUCGUGGAGCACCGUACAGCCCAAGGCACCCUCUUAACCGACGUGCCAUUCCCUCCGACGGAUUCUACAAUCCAUUAAGCAACGGAGGCGCUAUGCUCACGCAAGUUUCCAAUACCUUCCCUGCCGGCCAAGGCGAACCUCUUAACGCUAUCAUAUCCGCUAAUUCGGACAAGGCCGUCCUUGUUGACCAAUCCACCAGUGGUGGCCUACGGAACUACUUCACAUCGUUAGGCUUUUCUUCCGAGUGUCUCGGACAACACUCUGGCUCCGACCAGGCCGCGAACCUUGGAGACGGGAACGGUUAUCUAAACGAGACGGCGGUCAUACGUUGGGACUAUGGUGACCCCGCUUUGGGCACAUGUCAGGAAACUAUCAAAGGAGGCAAUCACUUCCGAUACUGGGUACAGAACGGCAAAAGCGCGAAGAGCAAUGCUGUGUUCUUAGGCGUUUCAUACGAGAAGCCUAUAUCAGACGACCAUGACAUCAUCUUCAAUGGGUACAACCUCGGUCGUGAUUGGCUCGUAGGCAAUGCCACAGGCGGGCAAUCCAUUCCAACCCUUAAUCUGACCAACUCCUCCACCUACUCCGGUUCGACCUCAUACAACGGGUACAGCUACAAGACGGACGUGUCGUACGUCUCGGGUCUGCUCCAGAACACGAGCAUCGGCAUCAACCACAACCUGACUGUCGGCGGCAACGGGAUCAACGCGUGCGACGGUCUGGUCGCGGUUCUCACUGUCAAGAUCACCGCCGCCCCCGCGGGGAGCAAAUCCGCUGCAUCUCGAUUGCAGAUGCCUGCGUUGGCAUGGACUCUUCUCUGUCAAUUAACAUUGAUCACGCUGAUUGGAUUACCUAUAUACACUUCGCUAUAGACAAUGUCAGCAGCUCCGGGUAGAUUUACAUACAUAGUACCGGGACUCUUUCAUAUUGAGUUACGCACCACCGUUUGGCUUCAUGAAUUCGGACGUUCGAGGGCGUCGAGCGCUCCGAGGAAACGCGAUUUCCUGAAUGUAUCCUUAUUGCUUUGUCUUCACCGUGAAUUCAACUUUUCUC
Punctularia strigosozonata HHB-11173 SS5 is the source of this 1158-nucleotide messenger RNA. RefSeq lists its product as uncharacterized. NCBI's taxonomy places the organism in Eukaryota, Fungi, Basidiomycota, Agaricomycetes, Corticiales, Punctulariaceae. The record is from RefSeq and is a predicted model, not a curated record. The coding region runs from base 33 to 977 and encodes 314 amino acids. The transcript is spliced from 7 exons.